AUGGCGCCCACUCAACCACCGGACAUCGCCGUCAAUGAUCUGACAUACACCUUCCCCGACUACAGGACAGGCAUCCGGGGCAUAUCGCUGAACGUCCCACCGCGCAGCCGCACCCUUCUUAUUGGCGCCAACGGUGCAGGUAAAACGACGUUGCUGCGCUUACUAGCAGGCAAGCGUCUCGCGCCCGGCGGCACCAUCAGCGUGUCAGGAGUCGACCCCUUCAAAGAAGGGCUAGAAGGAGUGACGUACCUUGGGCUAGAAUGGGUGCUCAACCCCAUCGUGCGCACGGACAUCGGGGUAGCCGAGCUCCUACGCUCGGUCGGCGGCGACGCGUACCCCGAGCGGCGGGACGAGCUGAUCGGGGUGCUGGACAUCGACAUCGCGUGGCGGAUGCACGCGGUCAGCGACGGGGAGCGGCGGCGCGUGCAGCUAGCGAUGGGGCUCGUGCGUCCGUGGACCGUCCUGCUGCUCGACGAGAUCACGGUGGACCUGGACGUGCUGAGCCGCGCCGAGUUCCUCGGCUGGCUGAAGCACGAGACCGAGAUCCGCGAGUGCACUAUCGUCUACGCCACCCACAUCCUGGAUAACCUCGCCGGCUGGCCCACCCACCUCGUCCACAUGCACCUGGGCACCGUGCGCGAGUGGGGGCCUACCGAGCAGUUCCUGGGCCAGGCCACGAGCGCGAGCACGGGGAACAGUCGGCUUGGGGAAUUGGUGCUGGGGUGGUUGAGGUCGGAUUUGAAGGAGAGGGGGCCGAGGAAUCAGACGAAGAUGGGGACGGAGGGGUUGACGUAUUCGCAGGGGGGUCUUGGCGGGUAUGGGCUUGAGAGUAGCGAGAAGAAAAAGUAG
Molecule: messenger RNA, 849 nt
Organism: Daldinia childiae
Lineage: Eukaryota; Fungi; Ascomycota; Sordariomycetes; Xylariales; Hypoxylaceae
Product: putative ABC transporter ATP-binding protein C20G4.01
Exons: 1
Coding region: 1-849 (282 amino acids)
Molecular function (GO): ATP hydrolysis activity; ATP binding
Source: RefSeq, a predicted model, not a curated record